UGUCACUGAGGAUCUGGGAGGACGGAGGGAGGCCGCCAUAUGCUGACUGGAUUCCUGUUCCUGUGUGCAGAGCGCUGGCCGGCCGGGAACACGCCAUGGGAAGCUCACAUCUCCUCAACAAAGGCAUGCCUCUAGGCAUCAGACCUCCAAUCAUGAACGGGCCGAUGCACCCGCGCCCUGUGGCGCUGCUGGACGGCAGAGACUGCACCGUGGAGAUGCCCAUCCUGAAGGACGUCGCAACCGUGGCGUUCUGCGACGCUCAGUCCACACAGGAGAUCCACGAGAAGGUGCUAAACGAAGCUGUGGGGGCGUUGAUGUACCACACCAUCACCCUGAUGAGGGAAGACCUGGAGAAGUUCAAGGCGUUGCGCAUCAUCGUUCGCAUCGGCAGCGGCUACGACAACAUAGACAUCAAAUCCGCCGGGGAGCUCGGCAUCGCUGUGUGCAACAUGCCAGCAGCGUCGGUGGAGGAGACGGCAGACUCCACGCUGUGCCACAUCCUCACCCUGUACCGACGCACCACCUGGCUGCACCAGGCUCUCCGGGAAGGGACGCGGGUUCAGAGCGUGGAGCAGAUCCGAGAGGUGGCGUCAGGCGCGGCCAGGAUCAGAGGAGAGACGCUGGGACUCAUUGGGCUCGGCCGGGUCGGCCAGGCCGUCGCCCUGCGAGCCAAGGCCUUCGGCUUCAACGUGAUUUUCUACGACCCGUAUUUGGCCGACGGUGUAGAAAGGUCCCUGGGGCUCCAACGGGUCACCACCCUACAGGACCUUCUCUUCCACUCUGACUGUGUCUCGCUGCACUGCAGCCUCAACGAGCACAACCACCACCUGAUCAACGACUUCACCAUCAAACAGGUACGCUCAGGGGCGUUCCUGGUGAACACAGCCAGGGGGGGCCUGGUGGAUGAGAAGGCUCUGGCUCAGGCUCUGAAGGAGGGCAGGAUACGUGGGGCGGCUCUGGAUGUCCAUGAGACAGAACCUUUCAGCUUCAGUCAGGGUCCACUGAAGGACGCGCCCAACCUGAUCUGCACGCCGCACGCCGCCUGGUACAGCGAACAGGCAUCACUGGAGAUGAGAGAAGAGGCGGCGAGGGAAAUCCGGAGGGCUGUGACAGGUCGGAUCCCAGACAGUCUGAAGAACUGUGUGAAUAAGGAGUUCCUCUCACCCAACAACCACUGGGCCGUCGACCCGGCUGUGGUCCAUCCUGAGCUCAACGGCGCCUACAGGUACCCCUCCGGGGUGGUGAGCUUGCCGGCUGGCGGCCUCCCUCCGCCCGUCGAAGGCAUCGUCCCGAGCGCCGUGCCCAUCACGCACACCCUGCCGCCCGCUGCCGCUCACCCGCCUCACGCGCCGUCUCCCGGACAGAACACAGUAAAGCCACCAGAGGGCGACAGAGAGCAGCACCCCAGCGACCAGCUGUAGCCCUUCUGCACACCGACCGCCGGUUCAGGUGCCGUCUGCUUCCCAACAGACAGGACUGACUCAACAACCCAGAAAGUUCCUCUAAACCAACAUCUGAUCGUUGCCUCAACAUGAAAAAUGGAAACAUUUGGGGCAAAACAGAAUCCAGAACCUUUCCAGAAAAUUGGAGGCUUUCAUGUGUUCUGUGUCUUUUUUUCCUUCGUUUGAUGUGACAGGAAAGUUAUUGGGUUUGAAAUGAAUGUAACCUGCCUGUGAACAGAUUUUAGAACAUGAUGAUAUUUGUAUUCCAGUCUUAACGAAAACUGGUUUAAAAAUACAAUAUCUCGUUUUCUUUUUAUUUGUCCCUAAAUUAGCAAGGCCCCAAAAAAGCGGCAGCUUUUUGCACACCAUCUCAGGAACCUACGUUUCCGCAGUUGGUAAUCUAGUUUUUUCUAACAUUUUUCUUUUAUAGAUAGUUUUUAUGCCACUCAGUGCUUUUGUUUUUCUACCUGCUUGCCUUUCCAUGUCCCGCUGCAUUAGAAAAGAACAACUUUAGUGAGAUGUAAAGUUGACCUAAUGCUUGUUUCUGUUGUUUUGUUUAAGGAGCAUGUGACUUUGCUCUGGGAUUGUGUAAAUGUUCGAACCGAAGGCGUGAUGGGAGGAACGUUUAGGAGAGGUGGUGAAAUGGUAAACAUGCUGGGACCUGCUGAUUCUGACGCUUUCAUUCCGACGAGGCGACAGAUUAAAAACAUGGUUUGUUGUAAAAAAUUCACCUAUUAUGGCUGCAAUUUCUGCUCCUGACCAGCAUUAUAACUUUGAUGCAGGAAUUACAUUUUUGUCAACCAGAAUGACCAAACGGUCAAACAGCAGGCAGAUGUGACCCAAUUCAGAUUCUUUGACCCCAAAAAUACAAUUUGUUUUACUUACACAUGUGGAUCUAAAUCUUUACCGCCAGAGCGCCACAGCGGCCAUCUUUACUGCUGUAACCAGAGCGCCACAGCGGCCAUCUUUACUGCUGUAACCAGAGCGCCACAGCGGCCAUCUUUACUGCUGUAACCAGAGCGCCACAGCGGCCAUCUUUACUGCUGUAACCAGAGCGCCACAGCGGCCAUCUUUACUGCUGUCAACAGAGCGCCACGGCGGCCAUCUUUACUGCUGUAAACAGAGCGCCAUGGCGGCCAUCUUUACUACUGUAAAAAGAGCCAUAAUCAGAGCGCCGCUGGGCGACAUGUCUUCGGCACAUUUGGAUUAUCGUGAGUAAAAGGAGUCUAACUUCGGUCACUUUUAAUAAGUAGAAUGAACGAUCAUGCUAAAAACGUUGGAUUUGCGCAUUGAGACCUGCUGAGAACGUAGCGAUCUGGCAAGUCUCAUUUCUGUCCACAUAAUGAUCCAUGUUUUACCCCUGAUGGUUGAACUCCAUGACAAAUCAAACUGAAUCAGUUUCCAUACAACACUUAGCUUGGCUUUACGAGUUAAUAAAGGUAGAACAAUCAGAUGAAGGCGAACAUUUUUCAUUUGGCUCAGACACAAAGAGAAAAACAAGUCAAAGCUGCAGCCGACAGUUGAUACUCUUAACAUUAGUAGAUGUGAAACGUGCUAUGAAAGAAAGCUUUUUGCUAUUUGAUUGACUUUAUGCUCACAAACAACUUCUUUUCCAGCUUUCUGUCCAAGCUGCGUCAUGAACAGCGUUUCGUUUUCUCUUUUGCUUUCAGUUGGUUUUUCUCUUGGAUCCUGAAGCAGAAAAUGUUUCAAACAAUGAAACUUUUCCUGAGGAAUAAAAUCUGCCUUCUUGGCUUGUUUACAUCUUCACCCCACACCUAGCUUAGCAUAUUUGCCUUAAAUAGUUUGGUUUUCUGUCUACAACAGUGAAAAGCAUCUUCCAUAUAUGGAAGUGCUUCCUGUUUUACACAAAGAGGUAGGCGUUGUUUCUAAAUUACUUUUGUACUUUUUGAGAACAGAAAAGGCCAGUUGUGAUUUAUUUCACGUCUUUUAUUUUGUAUUUUUGGGUUUCCUGGCUCUAAACUAUGACUCUGUUAUGCACUUUAAGUUGAUUCCUCCACGGUUACGACAGUAAAAGCGGUUAAACUUGGGUAAAGAUGAGACUCAGAUGAUCUCUGAAGGUUGUUUAAACGCCUCCCGCUUGAGAAGCGGCGGCGUUUCCCCGAGCGGCCGGAGAUUUCCUGGAGUCCCUUUAACAUCCAGCCGGGCCCUUCCCGUUGCUACCAUUUAACCACCUGCUCUCUUCAUGUGUACAUACUGUGUUCUGCUUGCCUGUGUCAAUGUGACUUGGUUGUUUCUGUGUCUAAAAGCAGCGCCAGUAGGGGGGGCAGCAAAUUACCCAGAAGUCCUUUCUCCCCCUACCUGCAGCUGAGUAGUAAAAACAGUUUCCUGUUGCCUACCGGGUCUUCUUCAUGGUGAGGCAGCGAGCGUCGCAAUCAGGGAUGGACAUUUCCACCGCCAAGCGAUUCAGGCUGCAGCGGCAAAAAAUGUUAGAUUACGAGAAUAAAGUCAAAAUAAUGUACGAAUAAAACCGUGUGAAAGCAGAAAUAAUACGAGAAUAACAUUGCAUGUCAGUCAUAAUAAAAUCAAGUCAUGAAAUACAGUCAUAAUAUUAACAGAAUAUAGAAGCUAUUUUACCUCAGAAAGGAUGAAAAACGUAACACGAGGAAAGCUGAGAAUCUUGUGACGUUUUACUUUAUGAUCAGUUUUAACACAUCAACAGUAAAUUAUCAGUGGCUGAACUGAGUUUAAUAAUGAUCAAAGUUUUUCCUUUCUGUCUAAAAACUUUCCAUCUUUCUCCUGGAAUUUUUGUGUCUUUUUCUGAUAACAUUCUGACUUUAUCCCUAAUUCGGAAUGAAGGGAUAAAAACCUGGUCGUCCGCCGCAGACUGAAGGUUCUGGGCUGAUAUUCUGACUCGGUUCUGGUUCUUCCGACACAAACUGCAAACAUUCCUGGUCCAAACCGACGGAUCCGGCGGUUCCCCUGAAAUGCCAUCCCUGGCGUAGCGCCCCCUGCUGCCGCCCUUCAUGGUGACGUAGUAGGCGUAGCAAUAUUCAGUACAUAUUAUUCUAUAUUCUACAGUAAAUAUCAUUAUUUUUGGUCAAACAAUGA
Molecule: messenger RNA, 4511 nt
Organism: Poeciliopsis prolifica (blackstripe livebearer)
Lineage: Eukaryota; Metazoa; Chordata; Actinopteri; Cyprinodontiformes; Poeciliidae
Product: C-terminal-binding protein 1-like
Molecular function (GO): transcription corepressor activity; oxidoreductase activity, acting on the CH-OH group of donors, NAD or NADP as acceptor; NAD binding
Source: RefSeq, a predicted model, not a curated record